CACUCCUAUUUCCCUUCCUUUCUCUUUCCUUUCUAUCUUUCUUCCCAUUUCAGCUUCUUCUUUUCACAGCCAUUUAUUAGAUUCCUCUCAAGUAGUCAUUUUAAUUAUUUCUUUCUUUCUUCAUUGGAUUGUACAGAUUCCCAGUUCAAAUACCCAUCUCUAAAUAUUUUCAUUUCUUCUUGAUUUUUUGGCUUGUUUUUAUUGCUUUUAUUGAUUCAUGUUCUAUGGGCAGAUAACAUAGAUAUAAAAAAACUCUUCUGGGUAUUUUUUUCAUUUUUAAGCUUUUUCUUUGUUCUGCAAACUAAACUUGUUUUCUGGGUUUUUGCACAAAAAGUCUUUAAUACCAGUUGAAUUUGUCAUAUAAGGCUUGAAGAAACCAAUCAAAUUUAUAUUCAAAAAGGUUUUCAAUUUUUGGUCAAAGUUUUUGUCAAUAAUAAAAAUUUUCUUUUUUUUCUCUCUUUGUUAUUUUUAAAUUUAUCUUUCUUCCCUUGAGCCAAAGAGAAAGACAUGGGCAAGCAAGGACCUUGCUAUCACUGUGGAGUUACAAGCACUCCUCUAUGGCGUAAUGGACCUCCUGAGAAGCCAGUAUUGUGCAAUGCAUGCGGGUCGCGUUGGAGGACUAAAGGGACCCUUGCAAAUUAUACCCCACUUCAUGCUCGGGUUGAACCUGAUGAUUAUGAGGAUCGUAGAACUUCCAGAGUGAAGAACAUAUCUAUAAAAAAGAACAAAGAAAUCAAACUGCUGAAAAGUAAAGCAAAUCAUGGAACAGCAGUUGUUGCCCCUGAUUACAACCUGGGUUUCCGUAAGUUUGUGGAUGAAGAUAGUAGUAAUAGAUCAAGUUCUGGAUCAGCAAUAUCUAAUUCUGAAAGCUGCGCUCAGUUUGGCAGUGCAGAUGCUAGUGACUUGACAGGACCUGCUCAAUCUAAUGUGUGGGAGUCAAUGGUACCUUCUAAGAAAAGAACCUUCGUAAAUCGUCCAAAGCAAUCUCCUCUUGAGAAACUUACGAAAGAUUUAUAUACUAUUUUACAUGAACAACAGUCUUCAUAUUUCUCUGGAUCUUCUGAGGAGGAUUUACUUCUUGAGAGUGAAACACCCAUGGUUUCUGUUGAGAUUGGACAUGGAAGUGUUCUAAUUAGACAUCCAAGUUCAAUAGCUCGAGAUGAGGAAUCUGAAGCUAGCUCACUUUCAGUUGAAAACAAACAAUAUUCAACAAACGAGGCUUAUUCACAUUCUUCAACCUUCCCUGUAUAUAGCGAUAGCAAGGCCAUAAAAUCUUUAGGACAUGCAAUUGAGAAGGCUAAGAACCCGGCUGAACAAGGAAUGCAGCACGAGCAACUUAAGAGGGACAAGGCUCAAAAUGAAAAAUCACUAAUGCUGGAAAGUCAGAAGUCACCACUGUGUAACAUAGAUUUAAAUGAUAUCCUCAACUUUGAGGAGUUUGUGAAACAUUUAACAAAUGAAGAGCAGCAGCAGUUGUUGCAGUACCUACCUCCACUCGACGUUGCCAAACUUCCUGAUAGCCUCCAAAGCAUGUUUGAAAGCUCUCAAUUCAAGGAGAACCUAUGUUACUUUCAGCAACUGCUUGCAGAAGGGGUUUUUAAUAUCUCGGUCCCAGGGGUGAAAGCUGAAGAUUGUAGGACUUUGAAAAGACUUGCAUUAUUUAAUUUGACUAAAUCCCAAUGGGUGGAACGCCGUCAUGUACUUAAGAGAUGUCAAGAUAGUAUUGGAGCGCCUGUGGUUGCUAAAGGACCAACCGCCACUACAUCAAACAAUUUAGUGAUUAUGAAGAGAUCACGUGACAGCCAAAGUCAAAAUUUUCCAGAAGCAAGGACCAUAAAGUGCCCCAAAAGGGUGGUCAUGAAGGCUACUUGCGAAAACAAAGAAGUCAUAGACAAUGAUGGUUCUUGCUUUAGUCCAAGAAGCCUAUUCGCCUUGCCUCCUGAUGGUAGCUCUCUUCUGCUGGAUUCUCUCCAUUUUGUCAAUGAAAGUUCCGACCAAGAUUUGCUGCUGGAUGUGCCACCCAAUGGGUCAUUUCUGCAGGCCGAACUGCUUCAUCCUACUUUAAGUUUUGGGCAACAGGCUAGCACUAGUAGUAGCUCAGCACGCUCACAUCAUGUCCAUCCUUAGCAAUGGUUGUUAAUUACUAGAACUAUAAAAGUCUACUCCUUCUGCAAGAGAUCCCCAGGACCGGGAUCGACAUAUUUUGCAUGCCAAACACUGAAGUCUGUGAAUUGGGUUUGAUGGUUGCUCUUUUAUCCCUCGACCUUUUCGAACUUAGAAUGCUAAAAGAUGAAUUUCUGUUGGGUUCUUUUGUAUAGGUUGACAACAUACUGUAAUAUAUAGCUCCAAACAAGGAAAAGCAAAAGAGGUGGUAAUCUCCCAAGUUUUUGUAUGCAAAUGUAGUUUUUGCAUAGACUUAAAUUUAUAUACCCCAUUAUCACUUUAGAAUGUGAA
Molecule: messenger RNA, 2454 nt
Organism: Gossypium raimondii (Peruvian cotton)
Lineage: Eukaryota; Viridiplantae; Streptophyta; Magnoliopsida; Malvales; Malvaceae
Product: GATA transcription factor 26
Exons: 8
Coding region: 508-2127 (539 amino acids)
Biological process (GO): regulation of DNA-templated transcription
Molecular function (GO): sequence-specific DNA binding; zinc ion binding
Source: RefSeq, a predicted model, not a curated record